This is a messenger RNA of Phytomonas sp. Hart1, 908 nucleotides long. The record is from the annotation of a GenBank genome assembly. Lineage: Eukaryota; Euglenozoa; Kinetoplastea; Trypanosomatida; Trypanosomatidae.
CGUUUCCCACACCGCAUUUUUUGCGUAUUUCACAUAGCAAAUGUCCCAAACGUCGAAACGGAAAAGACUUAUUGUAACACUUCAUUUAGCCAUCUCUAACGGGGUUUGUUACUAAUGUAUGGCGUACCAUAUCGUCUCCAAACUUCAUUGAUGGAAGCGCAAAAGGAUUCUUAUUAAAAAAAAGACGAUAAUCGAUCUAAAUAUCGCUAAGAAACAUUUAAAGAGUAUGGGAUACGUGGUCUCUCUUUCUUGUUUGUUGAUAGGUUAUUCCACUCUUUUGGAAUUUUAACCUACGGGAUCACAACAUGACAACAAUACUCAACAGCGACGGUGAGCAAGCGAUUUGGGGUAUCGCACUUGUAUGUGUCUUCUAGAGAAGAUACCGCUAAAAUCCGGCAAUACACACUAGGGCGACAACUUUCCCCCUAGAAAAUUCCUUGGACAAUCUCUCCAGGUUGCGGCAAAUGCGGUCAUAUUGUAGUCAUGACAACGAAAGUCCACUUCAAACUGAAGAUACCGUUCUCGAGGACGAAAAUAAUCUUAGAGUGCUACAGUUGUUCAUCUACAGGAUUACCCUGAAGGUUCGACUAAUGCAAGUAAAAACACACUCCCACAAGGCAAAAUUCAAGCCGCUUCCAGGGGGAGUAGUUAAAAAAGGAUUAUGUUCGUUAACACACUUUAGUAUGCCCCCCUGUUACCCCUCAGGAUAGUAUACCCAGGCUUCUCUAUUAUUCUUUCGCUUUUAUGCACACAGCGAGUCUGAACAUCUUGGAAUAGGGGUCCUGAUUUACCUCUUGGUAUUUCUGUAUAAAUGGCAAAUUGGCUUGCGGCGGUGUAAUCUGCUUUCAUGUGUGUCCAAUAUAAAGUGAUAGUCUCUAAAGCGGCAAGCACACACAUAAAAAAAAAAA